AUGGCAAUGUCAACAUUAGAAUCACUUCCAAAUGAAAUAUUAAUUAAUAUCUUCGAAAAGUAUAUUAAUGGUGUAGAUAUUAUUGUUGCUUUUGUUAAUCAACAAAAUCAACGUUUCAAUGGAUUAAUUAUGCAAUGCCAACAGUACAAUUUUAGUUUUGUUAAUUGUCAAAAAGAUUGUUUUCAUUAUUGUAUCAACCUUUUACCAAAUUAUAUCGGCAAAAUUAAAGAAUUAGCUUUAUCUGAUCACAACACUCCUGGUCAAAUUUCAACUUUUUUAUCACGUUUUCCGUUGUUAAACAAUUUUAGCAAGAUUCAUAAACUAUCUAUCAACUUUAAUGCAGAAACUGUUUUUUGGAUAAUAAUUCAAAAUGCUCUACGUUCUUUAUCUACCACGAAGAUUCACACUUUAAUAAUUAACGUAAUACAUAUGGAGAGACCAUUAAGAUCUAAUAAUACAAUUUAUGAUGCACUUAAUUUACAAACUAAUGAUGUAUUUGAUUUACCAACUAUUAAACGAAUAGAUCUACUGAACGAUUCUUCACAUGAUGAUUGGAGUUUAUUACCAACUUUUUUUUCAAGUACUGAGCAUUUAACAUACAUUAGAAUGUCAUGUGACUUUCAAUAUCUCUGUUCUAUUUUACAACAUGCUGUUCAUCUCAAAUAUCUUAAUGUUAGACUUGAUUCUUGGAGCCGUCCUAGUUUUUACAAUUCGUAUCAACAUACAACAAAUGAUAAUAUUACAUCAAUAGCUGUUCUUCAUACACUUAUAUUGUCUUUUCGAUCUACUGAUCCAACAACAUUCGAAAAGCUUGCACAUUAUCUCAAACUUAUGCCUGUCUUACGUCGCUUAGACAUUAAAGCACAUGGAUUACUUCUUGAUGCAAAUGCUUGG
Adineta steineri is the source of this 894-nucleotide messenger RNA. The record is from the annotation of a GenBank genome assembly. Lineage: Eukaryota; Metazoa; Rotifera; Eurotatoria; Adinetida; Adinetidae.